This is a messenger RNA of Amphibalanus amphitrite, 2065 nucleotides long. Its product is annotated as protein trapped in endoderm-1-like. Bases 9 to 650 code for a protein of 213 amino acids. Gene Ontology annotation, cellular component: membrane. NCBI's taxonomy places the organism in Eukaryota, Metazoa, Arthropoda, Thecostraca, Balanomorpha, Balanidae. The transcript has 3 exons. Gene Ontology annotation, biological process: G protein-coupled receptor signaling pathway. The record is from RefSeq and is a predicted model, not a curated record. Gene Ontology annotation, molecular function: G protein-coupled receptor activity.
GCUUUGCCAUGAUGAUGCCACCGCUGCUGGAGGUCUGGGGCAGGCUGGGACUCAACGAGCGCACCUUCUCCUGUACCAUUCUCAAGAAGGACGGCAAGUCGCCCAAGAAGAUGCUGUUCGCCAUCGGUAUUCUCAUCCCGUGUGUCAUCAUCAUCACCUGCUACACACUCAUCUUCAUCAAGGUCCGACGCAGCCGGCGUGCUAUCCGAGGACACAGUAUGCACGGAACCAGAGGUUCGGCCAACAUCACCGUACAGCAUGGACAACAGAAAGAUGCCGCGGCCAGAAAGGAGGACCUGCGCAUCACCAAGAUGAUGGCCACCAUCUUCUUCGCCUUCCUGGCCUGCUUCUUCCCGCUGAUGCUGGUCAACGUGUUUGACGACGAUGAUGUUCGCUACCCGACUCUACACGUCAUCGCCUCAGUGCUGGCCUGGAUGUCAUCUGUCAUCAACCCCUUCAUCUACGCCUUCUCCAACCGUAACUACCGCAAGGCCUACCGACAGCUGCUCUGCGGCAAACGACGUCCUUCUAGCACUCACAGCGCCGCCUCGCGCUCGGCCAGUUCGAGAACCUUCUUCACAGACGUGUUCCAGUUCAAUGCCAAGGCUGAGAGCCUCGUGCAGAAGAACGGCAGGCGUCAAGACAAGUAAGCAGCAGAUAUGGAGGACGAAGUGGAAGUGAAGAGGAGGGAGAUGAAGGGAUGAGGAAGAGUGGAGAGAGGGAGGGAGGAGGGGAGAGGUGAGGAGCGAGCACCAGCCGCCGACGCCCGGUAGGUACAAAGUGCGCGUGGCCGCUCUGCCGUCUCUGCCGGCGUCAGACUGUGGCGGAAAAUCAGUGGCGAUGCGGCGUGAGAGAGUGAGAAAACUAUGAGCGAGUGAGAGGACUGUGAGCAAGUGAGAGAGUGUGCUGUGCGCGGAUUUUGGAGGUGGCAACGCUGGAGUGGAGGGCGAAACGGGUGGACGUGGAAGCUCAGCAGGCUGUCGCGCGGAUUAUCGGUGAAUUGGUGAGGAAAUGUGAGUACAUAUGGUGAGAAUGUGCUUGUAAAAUGUGCAUAUGUUUGUGGUGUGUGAUGACUGUACAGUUUUCGGUAUAAAGUGUGACACAUUCGGUCGAUCCAUGCUGACGCUGCCAAUAGUUGUACACCGUGGCGACUUAUAGGUUUGUAUGCGUUGGAAUAUGGAGAUCUCGCCACUUUGGAGUUUCACGUCUUCCCACUCACGAGUUUGCAUGAGCAUGCUGUGUAUGGCGCGGAAGAGAUAAAGCUGCUAGAUGUUGCCCUUAAUUAUGUUUUUAAGCAUUAAGUGUUAGUUGCACUGUCAACUUUGUAUGCCAUGGCACAUGGAGACCACCCGCACAUGUUGGCGAGCGCUAUUCUCCCACGCAUCUCAUGUUUGUGGUAAUAUGGCGACAAGAGUGAGGUUUAGCAUGCCAUUAGCUGAGCCUAUUUUAGUGAUAGUUUACGGUUAUAGUUGUCUCUGCUAUAGGUUUAGGGGGAGCAUGUCUAAUGCUUUAUUUAUUUUUAUUUUUGGCCUUUUCCGUUACCGGUAGGUUUGUAACUACUGAAAGUAUUUUAAAUUUGCGGACAUAAGAGGUGCAUAUUUUUGCCAAUUUUUUAUACAGUUCGAGCUUUUAUGCGCCUAUCGGCUUUCGUCCUUUUCUGAUUUAUUAAGAUUGAUUGUUUUUACAUUGAAAUGUCAUUGAUGACAAACGGGUGUUAACAGCGUUUCUUCGAUGGAUGUAACUCGUUGGAAGAUGGCGUUUUUCGGUCCCCGCUCACCGUCUGUUCCCAACUGUAUUAUUUGUUGUUGAAAAGAGUGUCUUGUUUUAAUGUGAAGCUGCACAACGUCUAACAACCAAUGUAUUUGUGACGAUUUUAGAGUUCCCGCAAUGCGUUCCUCGCCAUAUUUUGAAGCUGCUGUGCCCUGCUGCUGGUCGGUGCAUUGAUUUUCAUAGAGUGUCGCAGAUUGGACUAGUAUUGUAGGUAUGUUUGAUCUGGAGAUAACCGCGAGGUUCACUCUGUGUCGGCUGUCCGCAAGUGGCUUGCUUAAUAAACGGAAAACGUUUU